Molecule: messenger RNA, 4721 nt
Organism: Marmota flaviventris (yellow-bellied marmot)
Lineage: Eukaryota; Metazoa; Chordata; Mammalia; Rodentia; Sciuridae
Source: RefSeq, a predicted model, not a curated record
AUGGCCUCCGAGUCGGUGAAGGUGGUGGUGCGCUGCCGGCCCAUGAACCAGCGCGAGCGGGAGCUGAACUGCCAGGCCGUGGUGACGGUGGACUGCGCGCGCGGCCAGUGCUUCAUCCAGAACCCGGGCGCCGCCGACGAGCCCCCCAAGCAGUUCACCUUCGACGGCGCCUACUACAUGGACCACGUCACCGAGCAGAUCUACAACGAGAUCGCCUACCCGCUGGUGGAGGGAGUCACCGAGGGCUACAAUGGCACCAUCUUUGCCUACGGCCAGACGGGCAGCGGAAAGUCCUUCACCAUGCAGGGCCUGCCAGACCCACCGUCCCAGAGAGGCAUCAUCCCCAGGGCCUUUGAGCACGUGUUUGAGAGUGUUCAGUGUGCAGAGAACACCAAGUUUCUGGUCCGGGCCUCUUACCUGGAGAUCUACAAUGAAGAUGUCCGUGACCUGCUGGGGCCUGAUACCAAGCAGAAGCUGGAGCUGAAGGAGCACCCGGAGAAGGGUGUGUACGUGAGGGGGCUGUCCCUGCACACGGUGCACAGCGUGGCCCAGUGCGAGCGCAUCAUGGAGACGGGCUGGAAGAACCGCUCGGUGGGCUACACCCUGAUGAACAAGGACUCCUCGCGCUCCCACUCCAUCUUCACCAUCAGCAUCGAGAUCUACGCCGUGGACGAGCGGGGCAAGGACCACCUGCGAGCCGGCAAGCUGAACCUGGUGGACCUGGCAGGCAGUGAGCGGCAGUCCAAGACGGGGGCCACCGGGGAGCGGCUCAAGGAGGCCACCAAGAUCAACCUGUCGCUGUCUGCCCUGGGCAACGUCAUCUCGGCGCUGGUGGACGGGCGCUGCAAGCACAUCCCCUACCGCGACUCCAAGCUGACGCGGCUGCUGCAGGACUCCCUGGGCGGCAACACCAAGACGCUGAUGGUGGCCUGCCUGUCCCCCGCCGACAACAAUUACGACGAGACCCUCAGCACGCUGCGCUACGCCAACCGGGCCAAGAACAUCAAGAACAAGCCGCGCAUCAAUGAGGACCCCAAGGACGCCCUCCUCCGGGAGUACCAGGAGGAGAUCAAGAGGCUCAAGGCCAUCCUGGCGCAGCACGUGAGCCCCGGCGGCCUGGCAGCUAUGCUGUCCAGCCAGGCACCCCCAAAGCCUGUCCAGGUUGAGGAGAAGCCCUUGCCCACCCCUGUGAUCCAACAAGACACAGAGGCCGAGAAGCAGCUAAUUCGGGAGGAGUACGAGGAGCGCCUGGCCCGGCUGAAGGCUGACUACGAGGCAGAGCAGGAGUCCCGGGCCAGGCUGGAGGAAGACAUCACUGCCAUGCGCAACUCCUAUGAUAUGAAGCUGUCCACGCUGGAGGAGAACCUGCGGAAGGAGACAGAGGCUGUCCUGAAGGCAGAAGUCCUCUACAAGGCCGAGGUCAUAUCCAGGGCCGAGUUUGCCAACACGACCGAGCAGCCACCAGCGUUCCAGUACGAGCUGGCGGCAAAGCCCGAGGUCUUCUCCAUGCCCCAGGAGCCCUCUAAGUGUGAGGUUUCCUGGGAGUCGGAGUCAUCCCCGCUGGACUCCUCCAUGUCUGAGGCCUUACCUGGUGCCGAGGAGUUCUCCAAUGGAGAGUUCUCUGUGCCCGAGGAGGAGCCCAGGGACAAGUACUUCCUGGAUGACUAUCUCGGCCAGGCGGCUGCUGGGCCCCCGCUGGAGGAAGAGAGCGCUGUCCAGGGGGAGGGACUGUCGAUGCUGCCGCUGCAGCUGUUGCCAAGCCUGCAGGACCCGUUCGCCGAGGUGGAGCUCAAGCUGGCCAGACUGUCCUCCACUGUGGCCAGGAUAGACGUUCCCCAGCCAGGCGCACCCCAGCCAGGAGCACCCCAGGUCCCCAAGCAGCACCCCUCCCCACCAGAACUGCCAGAGCCCAGUGACACCAGUUCGGAAGCAGAGGUGUCAAACAGUGACCUCCCACUCAGCACCGAAGUGGAUCUAGUCACAGAGGUGACAAAUGAGAUGGAGUCCACAGCAGAGCCUAGCUCUUGGAUGGAGGCUGAGGCCGAGGCGGCCCAGGGGACCCAGCCUCAGCCCCUGCAUCCUGUGGGGAGCUUGAGAAAGGAGAACGUGGGUGUGGAGGUGGCUGUGCUGACUGAGGAGCUGCUGGAUCAGCAGAAGGUGCUGGCCCGCCUGCAGUUGCUGGAGCAGCAGGUGGUGGGCGGGGAGCAGGCCAAGAACAAGGACCUGAAGGAGAAGCACAAGCGGCGGAAGCGGUACGCGGACGAGCGCAAAAAGCAGCUGGUGGCGGCGCUGCAGAACUCGGACGAGGACAGCGGGGACUGGGUGCUGCUCAACGUCUACGACUCCAUCCAGGAGGAAGUGAGGGCCAAGAGCAAGCUGCUGGAGAAGAUGCAGAGGAAGCUCCGGGCAGCAGAAGUGGAAAUCAAAGAUCUGCAGUCAGAAUUCCAGCUGGAGAAGAUCGAUUAUCUGGCCACUAUCCGUCGGCAGGAGCGCGACUCCAUGCUCUUCCAGCAACUUCUGGAACAGGUGCAGCCCCUGAUCCGCAGGGACUGCAACUACAGCAACCUGGAUAGGAUUCGGCGCGAGUCAUGCUGGGAUGAGGAUAGUGGCUUCUGGAAGAUCCCAGAGCCCAUCAUCAUCAAAACCAGCCUUCCAGUAGCAGUUCCAACUGGGCAACAGAACAAGUCAGCCCGCAAGACCUCUGCACCCGACAACGGGGAGCCAAACAUGGAGGAAGACCGCUACAAGCUGAUGCUCAGUCGGAGUGACAGUGAACAUAUUGCCAGUAACUACUUCCGUCCCAAGCGGGCCAACCAGAUCCUCAGUUCAGAUCCCAUGAAGAGCCUCACUCAUCACAACUCACCACCAGGCCUCGGCUCCCCGCUCAGCAACAACUCUGCCAUCCCGCUUGCCCAGGCCCCUGAAAUGCCCCAGCCCCGGCCCUUCCGCCUCGAGUCCCUCGACAUCCCCUUCACCAAAGCUAGGCGGAAGAAAAGCAAAAGCAACUUUGGCAGUGAGCCUCUGUGAUGGCGGCUGCCCUCUACCACCUGCCUUUAGGCUCCAAGAAACUGCUGGGCGGCCCCGCCCAGGCCUCCUCCCAUCUCCCCCCACAGUGAGGCCCUCAGUCACUAAGCCUGGGGCUUGGGGCUUGGGGCUUGGCCGUCAGAGACUGCCUCGGAGACUGCGGUCCUCCUCCUCGUCCUCCUCGGAGAGGCCUGCCCCGGCUCCGUGCACCGCAUCAGUGUUCCUACCCACCCUCCCACCUUGGAGCCGGCAACUUGGGCCUACCAGUGUUGUCCUUUGCCUCGAUGGCCUCAGAAGCUUCGGACCUGCCUUGGCACCUUCAUCACCAGCCCCAGCAUUUGGAUGAUGCGCGACAUCUUGGUGACUGAAAUUUGUGCCUCCAUGUGAUUUGCCCCCUUUCCAGAGGGAAGCCUUGCCCUGCAGGAGGGGCACAGGAAGAGGUCUGGAGGGCGGUUCCACUGGGCUGAGAAGGCUGCUUCAUAUUAGGCUGCCCAAUAAACUGCCUUUUAGAAUAAAUCCCCUCCCUGACCCUCUCUGACUACAUCCCUGGGCCCUGCAUCUCUGCGGCCAUGGCAGCUGUCCGGAAUGGGCACUCACUGGCCCGAGAUUUUAAAACCAGCAGGCUCCCUGCACCUGCAAACACAAAAGAGUAUUUUUUUUUUCUUUGGAGAGUGUCAGAGAUUUCAAAGAAUCUGUCACCCAGGGCCCCUUUGUGGAACUAUUAAUAGGACCAGGAGCUCACUCUGGAGAAGCUGGGGUGGGGUGCUUAGGUAGCCACAGAGGCAAGCCUCUGACUACACUACCCACCAGGUCAGAGACUUUAAGGGGAACAAAGAGCCUUUCUGAAGGGAGAGUGUUGGGUGGGGCGGGGCUCCCUCCUGUAAGGAAGGCAGAAGGUCCUGGAGGUUCAAGACGGGUAUAUGGGGAGGGUACUCCUGGUGGCAGAAGUUUGGUGAGCAAAAAGCACCAAGUGGCAACAUUCAGCCCUGAGCGGGGACAAGAGAGAUGAAGCUGUAGCGAUGAGGUCAGGUGCAGACUCGAGGUGAAGGAAAAACCUUUAGGUGUCCUGAGCUGUGGCAGGGGUAGGCUAGGGAGGGCAGGAGGAGGCUCCACUUGGGGUAGAGCCAGAAGGAAUGAAGAGGAGCGUCUGCUAGGGAAAUGCAUGGGGGAGGAGAGGCUAAAAGGGAAGGAAUGUUCAUGUCUUCUGGGACUAGGUGGAGCUCUUUCAGAGAAUUUGAGCGUUUCUGGUCCUGGUGGCUGGUAGGUGUCUUUAGACUUAAAAGGUUGGGUUUGAGAGGAUGCCAGGCAAGUCUAGUCAAGUUAACCCUGUAUUAUAUAUAGCUCUGGGCAAAACAUAUCAAAUGAUGACCAUGCCUACAUAUAGUACCCAGAAGAAUCUGAAUCAAAGGUUAAGGCAACAAGGGAGACAGAAACAAGCCUCCUCAUCCCAUUCCAAUCAAUCCCAGUCAUCCAUGGGACAUCUACGGGCCCAAGUGGAGACUCAGUGUUUUCAGCAAAAGUGGCCUUCGGGUUCCUGAAGAGUGACCUAGACAAAAGCUAGUGGGUGUGUGUGUGUGUGUGUGCUAAUAAUGUACUGCCCUGUGGCUGUGACCUUAAAAGUCAAUGAAAAGGGGCUGGGGUUGUGGCUCAGUGGUGGAGCACUUGCCUUGCUCGCGUGAGGUACUGGGUUCGAUCCU